Molecule: messenger RNA, 1528 nt
Organism: Mandrillus leucophaeus (drill)
Lineage: Eukaryota; Metazoa; Chordata; Mammalia; Primates; Cercopithecidae
Gene: KLHL21
Product: kelch-like family member 21
Exons: 4
Coding region: 142-834 (230 amino acids)
Molecular function (GO): protein binding
Source: RefSeq, a predicted model, not a curated record
ACAAGCUCUGUGGCUCCCCAGGAGAACUGUCCCAAGGCCCAGGGCUUUGGUCUGCUGACGUGUGGGUCCGAUGGCUCCCGGCUCUAUGACUGCGUGUGGAGGUACAACUCAAGCGUGAAUGAGUGGGCAGAGGUGGCACCCAUGCUGAAGGCCCGCGAAUACCACAGCUCCUCUGUGCUGGAUGGACUGCUGUACGUGGUAGCCGCCGACAGCACCGAGCGCUAUGAUCACACUACCGACUCCUGGGAGGCCCUGCAGCCCAUGACCUACCCCAUGGACAACUGCUCCACCACCGCCUGCCGUGGCCGGCUCUAUGCCAUCGGCUCCCUGGCUGGCAAGGAGACCAUGGUGAUGCAGUGCUACGACCCGGACACUGACUUGUGGUCGCUGGUGGAUUGCGGCCAGCUCCCGCCCUGGUCCUUCGCCCCCAAGACUGUGACUCUAAAUGGACUCAUGUACUUUGUCAGGGACGACUCCGCCGAGGUGGACGUGUACAACCCGACGAAGAACGAAUGGGACAAAAUCCCGUCAAUGAAUCAGGUGCACGUUGGGGGCAGCCUGGCCGUCCUUGGGGGAAAGCUGUACGUCUCUGGGGGAUAUGACAAUACGUUUGAACUCUCGGACGUGGUAGAAGCCUAUGACCCAGAGACUCGCGCAUGGAGCGUGGUGGGGCGGCUCCCAGAACCCACCUUCUGGCAUGGCAGCGUCAGCAUCUUCCGCCAGUUCAUGCCCCAGACCUUCUCAGGUGGGCGCGGCUUCGAGUUGGACAGUGGCAGCAAUGACAUGGACCCGGGCCGACCCCGGCCACCGCGGGACCCUGAUGAGCUGCACUAGCCCCGGUCUGGCCCUGCAUGGGCCUUGGUGCAGGUAACUGGCACCUCUGCGGGGCAGUGCCCCACUCCUUUGUGCACAAGGACAGGUUGGGCUCACAGGAGGAGCACAGGCUCUUGGGUGGCCGAGCAAGCCCAGGAUCCAUUACCUGGAAGGUUUCUGUGCCUUGAAAGCCUGAUCUGAGGCCAUCGGGAACGCCCUUCCCGCAGUUGAGGAGGAGCUACUUUCCUGCUGGCACGUUUCUGGGUCUUGGAGGUCACCCCCACCCUGCGGAUCACAGCUCACCCACGCGCCGCACACCCCUCCUGCUGCUGUCAUCUGCACCUACUUGCUCCCACGCUGGGAGAGGAGGACAACUUGGGAGGGACGCGUGAAGGGAGGGGGGGUCCUCCCAUGAGGCUGAGGAUGACCUGAACCUGGAGCAGCGGACCAGACACCAGGCAGAGACUAAAGUGGGCUCCCAGAUUCCACAUCCAGAGGUGUGGGGAGCCUGCCUCCCUAGCUCCUGGCCCCUGCCAAGGGCUUGCUUCAAAACACCUCAGAGUGCUGGUCUCCAGAGGCUGCACCCAGGACAGUGGGACAUGAGCAAGGGUGUGGGCUGGGAGGGUGAAGAGGAUGUGGCCAUAUCAGAUGCUGGACCUCCCCAGCCAUAGUCCCCCGCUCCCGCCCCGACUGGCUGUUGUGUCCUCACCUCUCA